UGGAACGCAGCCCAGAAAGCCCCUCCACAGUCAUUGGCCACCAGAAUUUUCGGCCUAGUAUCCAAAAUGGAAGAAUUCCUAUAGUUUCGUCGGUGUAUUUGUGACAAUCUGUGAGCAGCAUCUAUAGAACAACAGAAACACAGCUUCUGUUCUGAUUUGCCCUUCUCUCGUUUUUCCUAUCUCUCUCUCUCUCUCUCUCUUUCUCUCUCUCUCUCUCUACGUUGCGAGAGUAAACAAUUCUAAACGGAAGAAAGAUCAAAGAAGAAUGCGACUGACAUGGGCCGAAGGGAGAUAUGCAUUUUGCCUGCUGAUUCUGCAGAUAGAACUGACGAAUUCACGUACGUCCUGGCGGCUGAACGCAGACAAAGUCGUGAAGACAACCGAUUUCGUAAACACGGUCGAAGACGAUCCGAUUUUUGAUAUCCUUGCGAGUAGCGCGAUUACCAGCAAUGGCCAGAGCUGGAGCAGAACCGCGACCUCGGAGAAGCACGAGAAAGUGCAGAUAUAUUGCCAGGAGUGUAACGGUUUCGUUAGUCAGGAGAGUCCCCUUGGCAGACCACUUUCUCCGUACGAGCUGAAGAAUGCACAAAAUGUCAGCGAGCCUUUUUCCCUGUCUUCGCAAGUGUCAAAUGAGCAAGUGACAUGCGCUUCCAGUCAACAAUGCGACAACAUAAUAUUGGAUUGCGGCAAACCUGUGAACUUUACUUACUAUGAUAAUCUAAUCGGUGUGGCGAAUAGGAACAAGCAUCCAUUAGUGCCAGAGCCUAAUGUGGCACUCAUGUUCAAAAAGAAUGGCGCCAAAACUGUUGAUGUUGAUAUUGAUUUGCUAGAGAAACGUUUGAAGAAGGCAAAGAGAGAGAAACCAAAAUCUGUCCAGCUGUACAAUCAGAUAGGAAAUUUUUGGCGUAUAAAAGGUGACGCGCAGAGAUCAAUUGAGUGUUUUCGCAGAGCACUUGCUGUGUCACCGCACAAUGCAGAAGUGCUCUUGAAUCUGGCUAGAGUAUUACUCGUACAGCAUUAUUUGGAUGAUGCAACAUAUUUAGCUAGACGAUCCUUAGAAUUGCAGCCUCCAGAUCGCAAUGCGUGGGAACAGUAUCUUACACUCGGACAAAUCUUUAAAGCGUACGGGCACUUUCAAGAAGCAGCUGUACAUUUGCGUCACGCGUUAGAAUUAAAACCAGAUCUCACUGACGCUGCCGAUGCUCUAAAAGAGGUAGAGCUACCUGCUGCGAGUAUACAUAUCUACACGUUGCUAAUUAUCAUUUGCUUGGGAUUAGGUGUGAUAUUGGUUGUAGUAAGUAGUCUGGAAUGGGACGAGGAUUCCACUCUAGUAAGCGGACAGCUUCAGCGUCCGGUACAACGGCAUUUUAGUCGUGCUAUGGCUAUGCGCAGCUUACGACUCAAUGUCGCUCGCAAACGCUGCUGAAAAUGUUACUGUGAAAACUCAGUUGUUUAUACGUGUGAUAGAACCAACUUUUUAUGCCGCAAUUAAUUUAUCUCCCCCGCAAAAGGUAUUAUUUGUAAACGUGAUUCAUACUGAUUCUUGAGAUGCACCAACUGUUUAUUAUGUAUCUCCAGAAAAAAUAUACGACAAAAUAUAUUAAAAUUUUAUUGCUGCUUUUUUAUUUUUGAACCUGAA
Molecule: messenger RNA, 1639 nt
Organism: Pseudomyrmex gracilis
Lineage: Eukaryota; Metazoa; Arthropoda; Insecta; Hymenoptera; Formicidae
Product: tetratricopeptide repeat protein 17-like
Exons: 5
Coding region: 266-1426 (386 amino acids)
Biological process (GO): actin filament polymerization
Cellular component (GO): cytoplasm; actin cytoskeleton
Molecular function (GO): protein binding
Source: RefSeq, a predicted model, not a curated record